This is a messenger RNA of Staurois parvus, 337 nucleotides long. Lineage: Eukaryota; Metazoa; Chordata; Amphibia; Anura; Ranidae. The record is from the annotation of a GenBank genome assembly.
AAUUCUGCAAGUGGUUCUGAUUUACUAUCGCUGUUCUCUAGCUGGUCUAAAACCGCUUUUAACAUAAAGGGAUUCUUUUUGGACGCCAUGGACUUUUCUCAGUUUCCAGGCAGAAAGAAUGGUAAAAAUGCAGGCAGGGCACAGGACAAAGCACUAGGGACACAAUGUAUGUGAAAUGCUUUGAAACAUGAAUGUAAAUUUUAAAAAAUUUUAAAUUUCCUGCCGGUUCCGGCCCCUGUACGUCUCGUAUGUCCCGACACUCGCAGGGACCAGAACCCGGAAGACAGAUGCCAGCAUCGGCCAGAGGAGAUGGCCGGGGACGCUGCAGGGGACACAU